AGAGAGCUGCAUGAGUGAAACCAGGAAGCAGCCAUGGAGCCCUGGUCUGCAGUGGCCUGGGUCCUGCUGCUGACCAUCAUGGUGGAUCUUCUGAAGAGCACCAACACCAGAGACUUCACUGAACAAGAUAUUGUAUCCCUCCACCCCUCCAGUACUCCAUUUCCUGGUGGAUUCAAGUGCUUCACCUGUGAAGAUGCACAAGACAACUUUGAGUGCAACCGUUGGGCUCCAGACGUGUACUGUCCUCGUGAAGCUAAAUACUGUUACACUCGCCACACAGUAGACGUGGAGGGUGACAGCGUGUCAGUGACGAAGCGCUGUGUGGCUCCAGAGGCAUGUCUCUCCACAGGAUGCACUGACAUGGACCAUGAAGGAAAAAAGGUGUGCACAGCCUGCUGUGAGGGAAAUAUCUGUAACUUACCGGUGCCAUGGAACGAAACAGACGCCAUCUUCUCCAUCACCUCACCUCUCAGCAGCACUGCUGGACAUCCACCCACACUGACCUUUUCAAUCAUCAUCACUUCCUUCAUCAUCUCAAGUGCUGUUUAAAAAGUGAAGUCAAAGUCAAGGUCAUCUAGGUGUACUGACGGGACCAGGUGAACCUGUCAGUGGACCACAUGACUUCUAGUUGGACUCUUAUAUGAGGCAGUUUAGUCUAAAUUUUACAGAAAAUAAAUAAAUUCAUCAAAAACUCAAUAGGUUGUCCAUGUAUAGAGAAUGUGGCCCCUGCAUCAGUUAUCACAUAAAGAAUAAUGCUUUUGUUCUCAUUUAGAAUGAUGUUUAAUUUUCCCAUCAUACAUUAUGUUUCUGUACAGUCAGCCUACCAGCAGGGCAACAGUUAAUAACAUUGAUGUACUAUUGUUACACAAAAGUAAAAUUUGAAGAAAACAAUAGUUAUAAGCUCAUCAAAGGUUUCAAA
This is a messenger RNA of Seriola dumerili (greater amberjack), 919 nucleotides long. It is a transcript of the gene lypd6, whose product is annotated as ly6/PLAUR domain-containing protein 6-like. Bases 34 to 549 code for a protein of 171 amino acids. Gene Ontology annotation, molecular function: acetylcholine receptor inhibitor activity. Gene Ontology annotation, biological process: positive regulation of canonical Wnt signaling pathway. The transcript has 4 exons. The record is from RefSeq and is a predicted model, not a curated record. NCBI's taxonomy places the organism in Eukaryota, Metazoa, Chordata, Actinopteri, Carangiformes, Carangidae.